Messenger RNA from Penicillium arizonense, 438 nucleotides. RefSeq lists its product as uncharacterized. Lineage: Eukaryota; Fungi; Ascomycota; Eurotiomycetes; Eurotiales; Aspergillaceae. The transcript has 2 exons. The annotation marks the transcript as partial. The record is from RefSeq and is a predicted model, not a curated record.
AAGAGACAGCGUCGGGUAUCCCAAGAUGGGGAAGAUGAUUCCAAGUUGGAAAACCACCCGCAAGAAUCUUCAAACGGCACAAUCGUCGAGCCCAAGAUCCCAGUGACACCUGGUGCCCUGACGGCGGAGUUUAUGAAAAUUCUACAAUACAAUGACACCCUCGCUACGCCAGCCCUCAAGCUGCUCGACUUGUACUUUUGCCUAUGGGAAUGCUACGUGGUCAAAUCUGCCGAGAAGAUGCGACUUGAGGAUGAGCAGCGACAGCUUCAAGAGUUGAAUGAGUGGCUAGCAGGCGACAGCGACAUCCUUCUACAGCUUUGCGAGGAACAGAAAUUGGUAUUGUGGGAUCGAAAACGAGCAGUUCAGGCCCUUUGUAACGGCGUGGUUUCAGCCUUGCAAGCGAGCGAUCCUCAAGCCUAUCAUGUUAAUGGGAAUUGA